AUGUCCAACGGCCAACCUCCUCCAACUCAAGACGACUUCUACUAUGGCUUCGAUGAGCUGGGUCUCGGUGUCUUCCCUGACCUGGCGGCUGCUACGCUGCCUGCAGACGGCACCGACGACGUAGACAUGAUGGCAUUCUUCAAUCCGUUCUUCGGCGCGCCACUCGACCCUAUGUCCAUGCCCAUGACCUUCUCCGCCGGCCCCGGUCCCAACGCUCUCCUGAGCCCUUUUCCAACGGUACCCGUUCCAGGCUUUGCACCGCCAGCCGCCCAUGUUCCUCUAGCCCCGCCGUCUGACCAAGCGCACUUGGCCCAUCGAGCAUUACCCCAGGAGGUCCCUAACACUGCCGGCACCGCGCCCUUCGGUUCCUUUCUCCCAGACCCGGGCAACGCCCCUCCAGAUCCCGCAACGGCACCACCCUUACCAGCACAGCUCAUGCCGGCGCCAGCAGGAGCCUCCAGCAGCGGUACUAGCGCAGCGACGGACUUUACGAAGAGAAGAAACUGGCCGGCGAAGCUUCUUGAUGAGAUGAAGGAUCUACUCCAGAUACUCGACGGGGACGGCCGCAUCAAAUACGUCUCCUCCAAUGUGACGCAACUGCUGGGCUACCAACCGGAGGAACUCAGGGAACAUUUCCUCAAAGACUUUGUUCACCCUGACGAUGUGGGUCUCGUGAUGGCCGAGAUGAACGAAUCCAUCGCAUCUGGCGAGUCAAUGAGGGUCUUUUAUAGGUUUAGAAGAAAGGAUGGUAGCUACGCCAUUUUUGAAGCGGUCGGUCACUCCCAUAUUGCGACGCCAGGCUUUGCUCCGAACCCACUCAACAGGUCGCCGUUCUGUCAGGCCGUUUUCGUCAUGUCACGCCCAUACCCGACUAAAAACGCUGGUCUUCUAGACAGUUUCUUGGAGCACAAGAUUGAAAACGACCGACUCCGGCGUCGCAUAGCGGAGCUACGGGCGGAUGAAGAGGCCGAAGAAGCAGAGGCGCAACGACAAUGGAAACAGCGCCGCAACAGCAGCAGGUCGGAACUAUCAAGAUCCGAGGAGAUGAGGACUAUGGCCUCAUCAUCGACGAGUGGGACAGCCCACUCUAACACGCAAGGUAACACGCAAGGUGGGGGAUAUGGCGGGCUGAUGCCGCCGCCGGAUAGGCCGUCUAGAAGCGGAGCUCUGACGAGAGAGAAUCUAGAAGGUGCUGCAGGAGGCCGACCCGAUUCGCUAAGGGACAAAAUGGCUAGGUAUGAGGGAGGGUCUCGCGCCGAAACGAUCGAAAUGCUCACGGGGCUGAAAUAUGUCGACGGAGAGCGCAGCCGCAGCCAGACGACUGGCCGGUCAAGUCCGCAGCUGAUUACGGGAGAUGCGGGAAUCGCAAUUCUCGUUGGCCGCGAGCCACGUUCCAGCGAUAAGAAAAAGAAAAAGAAGCAAAAACUGGUUGAAGACUACGUCUGUACUGAUUGCGGAACCCUCAACUCUCCAGAAUGGAGAAAGGGACCCAGCGGUCCGAAGACCCUUUGCAAUGCAUGCGGAUUGCGCUGGGCCAAGAAGGAGAAGAAGAGGCAGCUUAGUCUGACGGGCGCCUCUAACGCACCACCUCAGUCCAGUAGCGACCAUGCCAUGACCGGGUAG
Messenger RNA from Scedosporium apiospermum, 1623 nucleotides. RefSeq names its product WC-2 protein. Gene Ontology annotation, biological process: regulation of DNA-templated transcription. Lineage: Eukaryota; Fungi; Ascomycota; Sordariomycetes; Microascales; Microascaceae. The record is from RefSeq and is a predicted model, not a curated record. The transcript is spliced from 3 exons. Gene Ontology annotation, molecular function: zinc ion binding; sequence-specific DNA binding; protein binding. Bases 1 to 1623 code for a protein of 540 amino acids.